AUUCGGCACUGACGGAGGAGUAUUUGGGAAUUUUUCCACACCACGACUGACUCAGAUAGCUUCCUUAUCAGGGAAGAUGUCACUGCCUGGCCUCCCUCACUCAAGUGUGGCUUUACUGAAGAGUAGACUGUCCUCCGGGGGAGAACCUUCGGAUGUUUCCCAGCUGGAGCCCUUUGACCAGGAGACAAUUCAUCUCCAGGAGAAAGCAAAUCGCCUGCUGGAGCGCAGUGAGUCCUCUUCCAGCGGACUGGUUCCUGUCAGUUCAGAAGGGGUGGGAUCUCUGUCCAUCUCUGAUACCAUCGAGGAGGUGUCGCGCAGGCUCACCUGCAUCCCGCUUUGCGAACCCGCUGCUGGCGAUGUGACAAUGAAGCAGCUUCCCACUGUGCCUGACCCCCUCCACCCAGUCCGUGUGCCACCAUUCAGUGCCCUCCCUGCGGACGACAUCCUGUACCAGUGGCGUCUGCAGAGGAAGAUGGAGGCAGCGAGAGAGAGACCUUGGCCCUUGCUGCCAAAGAGGAAAUCACACUCCCCUCCAGUCCGCCUGGACAGACAAGCUGACGAGUGUGAUGAGGAUGCUCACGGAGACAGGAUGACGGCCAUUGUACCCUCCCCUGAGAACUAUCGGAGAGGGGACGAGACUCCAGCCGGGACCCCCGCACACGGCCCGAGCGCCAGGCCUGCCGCCGGAGCUGCCGUGGCCAAGGCCGCGCUGAAGCCCAGCAGGGCGGAGCCGGCAGCGGCAGAGCCCCCGCCCGCACCCGGGGGAGGCCGCUGCUCCCACCCGGACCUGGCGGGCAGAGGGCAGGCCCGGCGGGGAGGAGGGGGCCGGUCGCCGGGCCGGGUGCCUCGCCCCGGGAGGUCUCCGAGCAGCCCCCCUGAGCCGAGGGGCCAGGGGCGCCGGUGGGGCCGCCACAGACCCAGGCACGACAGAGGGCUGGAGAGCCGGACCGACAGCGCGGGGCCUUCGACCCUCGAGCGGCGCCAGAAGCAGGGCGGCGCCGCUCCACAGCCAGCCCCGGGCCAGGAGUCGUCCAGUGGUGGAGCCUGGAGUCCUCCCACCGACAGGCCGCGCGUGGUGACGGGGCACGGGGAGAGAGCAGGGCCGGCGGACCGCCCCGCACCAUCGGACGUGCGUCGUGCGCUGGGACAGGUUGUCUCUGAGAGAAUGUUCUCUCCUCCUGCUUCAAGGCAACGGACCAACAAUAAGCCAGAGACUGAGAGCAGAGGCAGGGGUGUGCACCUGCCCCCUUCACCCGUUCCUGGCACCCACCAGACUCCAGAGGCAGUAUCCCUACUGCUUGAGGAAGCUGAAGAAUCGGACGGGGUGGAGUUUGAGGAGGACAUGUUGCUUCAGGUGCUGAGACAGCAGAGAGACUGGGUCAAACGGCAGCUCAGGGAAGCUGACCUGAGACUGCCAGUCCUGAAUGACCAUGAACGCUGAAGGAGGGAAGCCCCCAUCGAGCCACGUCACCAGCUCCCUCCCCCUGCGCGUCAGCCUCACCUCGCUCCACCCCUCCUGUGCUCAGCACACUCUGUGGGGAGACCCUCUGGCCAGGCAGUAACGCAGCUGAUGGCCCAUCCUGUCAGGACAAACCUUCAGCGUUUGGGGUCUGAGAGAUUUCGAUGAGCUGUAGCUCACGGUGCAUCAUUAAAAAUGGGUAGCAUUUGUCUGUGUGCGCCCCCACACGGUGUCGGUGUUGUUAUGUGUUUAUAAUUUAUCGGGACCCUUUCGUACGGGAGCAGGUCUAAUCCCACCGCGGAACAAGAUGAAACCCUGAAUGGCAGAGUUGGCCGGCUCUCGACAGCCGGGCCAAGUCUGGAUGGAGGUGCCAGGGGGGUUGAAUGGAGUGAGCGGUGGA
This is a messenger RNA of Carcharodon carcharias (great white shark), 1859 nucleotides long. RefSeq names its product proline and serine-rich protein 3-like. The record is from RefSeq and is a predicted model, not a curated record. The transcript has 8 exons. The coding region runs from base 77 to 1441 and encodes 454 amino acids. NCBI's taxonomy places the organism in Eukaryota, Metazoa, Chordata, Chondrichthyes, Lamniformes, Lamnidae.